Messenger RNA from Salvia splendens (bonfire salvia), 1420 nucleotides. RefSeq names its product serpin-ZX. NCBI's taxonomy places the organism in Eukaryota, Viridiplantae, Streptophyta, Magnoliopsida, Lamiales, Lamiaceae. The record is from RefSeq and is a predicted model, not a curated record. Bases 159 to 1196 code for a protein of 345 amino acids. The transcript is spliced from 2 exons. Gene Ontology annotation, molecular function: serine-type endopeptidase inhibitor activity.
ACUCCCUUGCGGCGGCUGUCGACAAUCUCUCUCAACAAGCAACUAGUGAAGAAAGCGACAGACAGCUUCCUUUCCCUUGCGAAGCACGUGAUCGCCGCCGACAACCAAGCCAAAAACGUCGUCGUCUCGCCCCUCUCCAUCCACUUUGCGCUGUCCCUAUGCGCCGCAGCGGCUCCGCGCGCUCGCAGAUUCUCAUUUAUCUCAAAUCAGAGAGCGCGGAACACCUUAGUUCCUUCUACUCGCAGAUUGCGACCAUGAUUUUCGACGAGGGCUGUGCCGGUGGGCCCAUCUUGUCAACCAAAAACGGACUCUGGUUCGAUCAGAGCCUCACUCUCAAGCCGGCUUUUCGAGAUAUUGUCCAGAAUUCUUACGAGGCAGUUGCCCAACGUGUUGAUUUUCAGCAUCAGGGAGAAAAGGCUAGGAAAGAAGUGAACUCGUGGUGUGAGAAGACAACAAAUGGCCUCAUCAAUGAAAUACUCCCACGAAAUUCAGUCUCCGACUUGACAAGACUCGUCUUCGCAAAUGCAGUCUAUUUCAAAGGGACAUGGGGCAACAAAUUCGACGCAAAUCUAACAAGAGAUGCCGAUUUCCACCUCUUAAACGGAAGCUCUAUUCGCGCGCCCUUCAUGACCAACUGGGAUAAGCAAUACGUUGGGUUCUUCGAUGGCUUCAAAGUUCUAAAGCUGCCUUACCGCCAUGGCAGCGGCGACACGCGCAGAUUCUCCAUGUGCAUCUAUCUCCCGGAUGCCAGAGACGGGCUGCCAUCUCUGGUGGAGAGAGUCUGCUCUGAGCCCGGGUUUGUGGACCGCCAUCUCCCUCACGGGAAGGUAAAUCUUGACGAAUUCCGCAUACCUAAGUUUAAGAUGGGUUUCGAGUUUGAGGCGUCUAGGGUUUUGAAGGAGCUUGGAGUGGUGGGUGUUUUUGAGAGGGGUGGAGUGAGUGAGAUGGUGGAGGAAUCUCCGGAUGGAGAGGAGCUGUGGGCUGACAAGAUACACCACAAGGCGAUUGUGGAGGUGAAUGAGGAGGGCACCGAGGCCGCGGCUGUGACAGGGCUUUUCAUUGGUGGGUCCUGUAUGCAGCGGCCUCGGCCACGACCGAGGUUUGUGGCCGACCAUCCUUUCAUCUUCACUAUUAGAGAGGAUACGAGUGGGGUAGUUCUAUUCGUCGGCCAGCUGCUCGAUCCGCAUGCUCGUUAAUAUUUAGUGGAAUGUGAGUCUCAUUUUUAUAUACUCCUAUGUACUUUUAUGCGGCAGAAAGGUUUUGACUGCCGAAUGGAGUAUAUCUUUCUAUCGUCAUCCGUCCAACAAAAUUAGAAAGUUAGUCUCAUUUUAUUUUUCAUUUUUUCUUGUUAUUCUCUUUUGUUAUCGUACUUUACCAACUCUAUUUAUUGACAUUAUGUCAUAUUUUACCAAUUUCGUAU